AUGGUGUUCGGGGGUUUCCCGGUGAGCUACGUGCUGCUCUGCGGCCAAGCGGCGUUGCUGCUGGGAAACUUGUUGCUGCUGCACUGUGUGUCACGGAGCCUGUCGUACAACACCACGGCUGAACCCGAAGCCAGGGCCCCCGGAUCCGCGGGCAUGACCCACCUCGAGGGCCUCGAGUCGCAGACGCUGGUGUACACCGACCCCCGCUCCCCUGUCAUCCUGUGCGCCUUUCUGCCUGAUGAAUUUAUAAAGUGUGAUGACCCUGUGGAUCAUGUUGGAAAUUCAACCGCCUCCCAGGAACUGGGUUAUGGGUGUGUCAAGUUUGGUGGCCAAGCCUACAAGGAUGUGGAACAUACUUCAGUGCAGUGCUACGCCCUGAAUGGAAUUGAAUGUGCUGGCUCUAGGAGCUUCUUACGAGAGAAUAAACCAUGUAUAAAGUAUACUGGACACUACUUCAUAACCACUUUGCUCUACUCUUUCUUCCUGGGAUGUUUUGGAGUUGAUCGCUUCUGUCUGGGACAUACGGGUACAGCAGUAGGGAAAUUGCUGACCCUUGGAGGACUUGGAAUCUGGUGGUUUGUGGACCUUAUUUUGCUUAUUACUGGAAGGCUGAUGCCUAGUGAUGGCAGCAAUUGGUGUACUGUUUACUGAAGAGACCUAGACUUAUUGAGAGUUGGUGUGGCCUUGGAAAGCGAAUGACCUUUUCUCUUGGCCCUGUCUCUACAAAUAGCAAUUUCUUCCACCGUCUCAGACUUAAGUUGUUAUUUUACAUUUUUUGGAAGAGAAUCUGCUGGGGCAGUGUUGUUGGACUAUAUAUAAACAAUGCUCUGAAAAAUCAACUUUUUGUCAACAGAAAAGAAGGUAUAAGUAUGCUUGUUCCGACAUAUGCAGCAAGAGGAUUUCUAUACCUUUUUGCAUGCCUUCCCUCAACAGUACUAUACCUUCAGUCUUUUGGAACAUAUAUUGAAACAUCAUGAAAGAAUGAGCAUUUUUAGGAUGUGCCUGGCCCGUCAUGCUCCCUGCCCUAGAAGUACCUGAGAUGAAACCAACCAUUGAAAAUCUGGCUUCAGCAAAAGGUGGAAACCAAAGUAUCUCUUAAUGAAUACUGAAACUCUGACUUAAUUCUUAUGUUCCAUAAAACAUUUGGCCAAACAGAGAAACUAUACAAGUAUAUUGUCAUUUGAACAAGGAAAAUGAAGCCUCUAGUUGUGUUAUAAGAAACAAGCUUUCAAAAUGCUAAACUGCUGUUCAGAGCCCUCAGAGUGUCACCUACUGUGUACAGAUGAUUUCAUUAAAUUUUUGUUUUUAAAGAGAUGUCUGAGUGAUGUAUCUGAGAUCAGACAUUUCUCUUGGCAGAGAUUUUCUCCUCUAAAAUUCUGUCCCUAAUAAUGAAUAGAAGAAUCACUGCUCAUAUACGGGUUUUCACAUAAAUAACUGAAGUGAAAAUUUAUGAGUAGGAAAGUUACAGGUUGAGAGUCUUCAUUUACUAGAAGUGAAAAACAGGUUGCUGUCCUAAGAAUUUUCAUUCAUCCAACAAACAUUUAUUAAGCACCUAAACUGUUCGGGCAAUAUGCUCGGCCUACAAACAAAACAAUUCUUACCCUCAAGGGGCUUACAUUGUAUUUUGAAUAUUGAGGAGAAAGAGGAAACCCAAUUCAGAAUUGUGGAAUUUUAAAACCAGAAAGAACCUUGGAGGUCAUAGAAUGACACAGUAGAAAAAGUGGUGAAUUGGAUAUAAAGAAAAGGAAGCCAAUUUGAACCUCCUUUGACAAGCCAACUUAAAUUUUCAGCGUGAGCAUUUACACUUUUGAGAUUAGCAAAAACUACAAAUCAGGGCUUGAUUGAUUGUUUUGUUGAUUAUCUAGAAUUAAGAAAACCAUGAAGAAAGUGUUAAUAAUGCAAAUAAACUUAAGUGUGUCAUGCAUA
Messenger RNA from Monodelphis domestica (gray short-tailed opossum), 1926 nucleotides. RefSeq names its product TM2 domain containing 2 (gene TM2D2). The record is from RefSeq and is a predicted model, not a curated record. Lineage: Eukaryota; Metazoa; Chordata; Mammalia; Didelphimorphia; Didelphidae.